CUACAGUUAGAGAAAAACAGAGGAUGAAUUACCCUGCCAUUCCAGCUCAGCGCUUUAUUGACCUGGAUGUCAUCACCAACCAUUGUGUAGAGAUCCUGUGUGCUGAAAAUCCUAAUGUGUGGGGUCAUAGAAUUAUUGAAAUACUAGCUCAGGAUACUCUGAGUCAGAUAAGGCCGUUAGUAUUGGAACGAAUCUGCUUUGUACUUGGAGCCUACCUUAAUUCACCCCUGUGGAAAGUGGCGAAGUCUACAGCACUGACAGAGGCUCUGUGUAUCAAAACUUUUCCCCUGUGGAGUUCACACACAAUCCACCCUUUGAGGUAACUGCAGACCCCUGGGGGCCAGCCGUCGCCCUCCCCUGGGACACAGAUAACCAAGCAUACACCCCCGUUUUCAAUCCCUCCCUGCAACCGCUCGGGUCUGAAACCUUCCUGCGAAUUCCACCAGAACUGCAGGCCAAUUUUGACACUUGCAGUGCCUAUCUGGAUGACUUUGAGUUACAACCAGACAUGCUCAUAUCGAGUCAGACAGACUCACCCCCUAGUCCUCAGGUCGAGGGUGAACCAUCAGCACAGAAUAUUCGUGAGAUCCAGGCCGAUAUAUCACUCGUCACAGAUCCCCUCCUGACGAGAUAUCACCCCGAUCAGUCAAGCUAUUACCGGGACGACUCCCACUGCUGCUACUGUCAACUUUAUGGACACACCCACUGAGGGUCUCAUGUAAAUUUAUGCCGAUGUAACCGACCGGUAUGUUUCUUCAGCUGUGACAAAUGUAUUUCUGAUUUUGGUUUCAUAAACGGUCAAACAUGGAUGAUUUAGCAGAUAGAGAAUUUUCUUUUCUUCAGUCUAUAAACGACAUAAAUGAACUAAGCAGUGAUGAGGAAUUCGUGUAUGGAGAUAUGUCAUUUCCUCAGUGUUCGGACAAUAUCAAUGAGUUAAACGACGAAGAACCUCCAAUCUCAUCACAAACAAACUCAAGCCAUCCCACAACCUUAGAUAGCGCUUUGGAAUGGGUAUUAGCAUACUAUCAAAACGCUGACACUUACCCAGGUCUCGGGCUUUUAAAUCAGCUCGCAGACGGAGUAAGCCAUCUGAAUGGAGUAAAUAGCAUAGCUUCAACCAUUGCGGAAGCACCAGUUUCCAUCGUGCAGAAUGGUGAACACGUUAGUGACUCAGAAUCACCAGUUUGCUCCAUGCAAAGUGGUGGACAUGUUGAUCAGAAUGACACCCCGAAUUCUUCAGAAUCACCACCCACCUCGUUCCAACAUGGAGGGGGGGCUAACCGAAAUGCCACACCAAGUGUUUUAUCUCGACCUGUAUUCAAUAACACAGAACUGCGUCAGUCUCUAGUCCUACCCUAUCCUAAUAACGACGAAGCAGACUUUACAUCCUAUUAUGGGGUUCUGAUGAACAAUGUACAGGAUAUGGUAAAUUAUGCUUUUGCACAGGCAGAUAGGGAAGAUAUUGUUCAGAUUGAACUCCGGGGAGAGCAGCUACAAGCUAAUGUAUCAGCCAUUUUGAAUGCUAAUGAUGAUAAUCUAGCUGAUUUUGAGGAGGCCCUAUUCAAUGCUGUACAGUCAAAUUUGGAGGUAAUGGCAGAAAGUAACCUCGAGUUAGUGGUGCAAAUUGUACAAUCCCCCCGUGGUGGUGGUGCUAAAAGAUUGGCUGGUAAAAUGUUGGACAAUGAGAUUGUUAAAAAGAAGAGGCGUUUUCUGUACGUGGUACAGAAUCCGUCCAACCAGCUGUGUUUUGCUAUUAAUUUAGCACUGUUGUUGCAUGACAACCUCACUGAUAAAGAAGGUUUUGAACGUGGUAAAGAUAUUCAGAGGAGGGUGGGUUUGACAGAUCAGACAGCUGUGACAUUCAACGACAUUGUUAAAUUCGAAGAGAGUUUAAAAUGCAGGAUUGUGGUAUUUUACAGAGACGAUGAAGAUCGUACUCACUCAGCAAUGCCAAAAGCUUUGGGAUUUGAAGAUAAAAUCAAGGGAUACUUCCCACACAGUUUCAGCUCUAAGGCUAAUCUGAGUUAUAUCGGACCUUACCCCCCCAGCACACUGUUAUGGGAUUGA
Messenger RNA from Gymnodraco acuticeps, 2067 nucleotides. RefSeq lists its product as uncharacterized. The record is from RefSeq and is a predicted model, not a curated record. Bases 805 to 2067 code for a protein of 420 amino acids. The transcript has 6 exons. Lineage: Eukaryota; Metazoa; Chordata; Actinopteri; Perciformes; Bathydraconidae.